This is a messenger RNA of Symbiodinium sp. CCMP2592, 2838 nucleotides long. Lineage: Eukaryota; Dinophyceae; Suessiales; Symbiodiniaceae. The record is from the annotation of a GenBank genome assembly.
AUGCAGCGAGUGCGCAACCGACGGAAGCUGCUCGGAUCGUCGUCCAGCGAGUCCAAGAAGCCCAGGAUCGACUGCAGCAAGGCCUUUCGCCCGCUGGAACGAGCGCAGACUCUGGAGCACUCCUCCAUUCCAAUCCCGGCAUCAACUCCCGUCUCAUCCCUGCCACCCACCACGGACGACAAGGUCCGCCUGCCUUUAGCAGCAUCACAGACGUCUGCAGCCGGGACAACUGCUACUACUUCGGGGGAUGUCCAGCGACAGUGGAACGAUGGCUCAGAUGCCCGGGGUACCGUUGUGGAGAAGCUGCGCGAUCGCUUGGAUUCCUUGCGAGAUCCGAGGCCCAAGGACCUCGACUUGGCGAGAUGCGGUCAUGAGCUGCGCCUUGGGGAGGACGUGCUGUAUUUCCCGUUCCCGCCAAUGCCUCCUCAGUGCCAGGUUGCUGCGUAUGCCGUCAGGGCUUGUGAGCGAGGGGGCAUCGCCAUGCUCCAGUCGCCUACCGGCACCGGAAAGAGUUUGGCCCUUCUAUGUUCGACACUGGCCUGGCAGAGGAGGCGAUUGCAAGCGGUGGGCUCUGCUCCGCAGAUUCUCUAUGGUGUACGGACGCAUGCGCAGCUGAGCCAGAUCGUGGCAGAGCUACGCAAAUCUGCCUACAGGCCUCGGAUGGCUGUGAUCGGCAGCCGGGACCAGCUUUGCACGAACGGCCUCGUAAAAGCGCAGGCAGCCCAGCGGCAGGUGGCCUUGAGUCUGGCGUGUCGCCAGGCGGCGCGCCAGGCGGUUUCGCGAAAUCGUGUUGCCGGCGACUGUGGCUGCGAGCUCUAUGCAGGCCUCGGCAGUGGGCGAUUUGCGGAGCGUCUCCAUGACCAGUGCGGACAGGGAGGUCGGAUCUGGGAUGUCGAGGACCUGACGAAGGUUUGCAGUCGCGGGACAGACCGGGGCUGCUCGUACUACUCAUCGCAUGUACUCGCUGGCGACGCCGACAUUGUCUUCUGCCCCCACAACUACAUUCUGGAUCCGGCCGUUUCGAAGUGCAGAUCGCAUCAUCGAGAGCGUUGGUCGCUGCAAGGCCGGAUCAUCGUCAUCGACGAAGCGCACAACCUUGAGCAGGCAUGCCGGGAGGCAGGCAGUCUUCAAAUCUCAUUGCCAGAGCUUCGACAAAUCUGCCGUGCUCUCAGACAGAUGCCGCUGAGGCACGGCGACAUGCGCUUUGGCAGUGAUGGGAAGAACUUUACGUGUGCACAGGCUGCUAUUGAGCUGGAGCGCUUGCCAGAGCAAAUUGCCAGCUUUCUGGAGGGACAUCAGGCCACCAAAGCGGCGGGACCGCUCUGCGGCGCCCUGCAGCGCCUUUGGGGCUUAGAGGCUUCGGCCAAGCCCGGCGAGGCAAUAUCCCCAACACGCGAUUUCUUUCAGUACGCCGGGCUCACGAGUCGGAAGCUCCUGGGAAAGGGCAUGGAGGACUUGGUCUUGGAGGCCGUCGAUCGCCUGCUGCAGGAGCAGUCCACCAGUGAGACAGACAGCACACCGUCACCGGCGGAUGGAGCCAGUGAAGAUGCAGAGCUUUUUGCUGCGCUGGAUAAGCUGAAGGGGCUGAUCUUCAAGCUACGCCUGGCCUCGCAGUACCCGGAAUGCUACGUCGUUGGCAUCUCACCUGCAGAGGGCCCGGCUCAGUCGCUGAGUGCAUGGCUGAUGACGCCCGGAGUCCUUUUCGAGAUCUUUGCUGGCUCUGCUCACGCAGUGCUGUUGGCAUCGGGGACGCUGACGCCUCUAUCCUCAUUGCAGGCUGAGCUCGCAGACUCUCCGACCCUUUCCUCGCGAGCGCUGCCCGAGGGUCCCCUGGAAGCCUUGCACGUGGUGAGCUCCAAACAAAUGCUGGCUGCUGUGCUGCCCUGCUCCGGCAACCUACGCCUAGUUGGAACCUACGACCAGUGGCACACGCAAGAGUUUCUGGAGGAGCUGGGCAACUGUGUCUUGCAGCUGAUCCUUUCAAUUCCCGGCGGAGUGCUCUGCUUUCUGCCCAGCUAUCAGACGUUGGAGCUUGCGACAGCAGCCUGGAAACGCCGGGGCGGGGCCUCCGGAGGAGGCAGCCUGUGGCGAAGGAUGGAGGAGGUGAAGGGCGCGCUCGUCUCAGAGCCACGUAGUGCUGGCAAGGAGAUGUCGGACGCCUGUGCCACUUUCAUUAACAGCGUUCGAAGUGGCCAUGGGGCUCUCGCACUGGCGGUGUACCGUGGGAAGAUGAGCGAAGGACUCGACUUCACCGAUGACCUCUGUCGGGCGGUAAUCUGCAUCGGCAUUCCCUAUCCGCAGGUGAACGACCCGGUGGUAUUGGCAAAACGACAGUGGAAUGAUUCCCGCACGCGCAAAGUGGGCACUCUCAACGGCGACCAGUGGUACGAGCAGCAGGCUUACCGUGCGAUCAACCAGGCCCUGGGUCGAUGUUUACGACAUCACAAGGACUUUGGGGCCGUGCUGCUGCUGGACGCUCGCUGGGCUUCCCGCGGAGAGCGAGCCCGAGGCCUGCGCAAGCAUCUCGCUCCGUGGCUCCAGCGCCACGUUUUCGAGUCGACCAGCUGCGAAGAAUUGAGUCGACGUCUUCAAGCACACUUUCAAGCAGCCAGGAUGCCGUCGGAUGUGACGCGAACGCCAGCUGCAGCACAGCAGGCGAGUGGAGUCCCAGAGCCUGCCGCCGUGCCAGAGGAGGCGCAGGGUGCGCGACCAAAGCCGAAGAGGCGUCUUCUAGACCUGCUGAAGGCAGAUGCACUGAAGCGCUGCGUCGCGGGGGGGCACGCGGUCGUUCAAUCAGGCCGCACUCGACAUCUUCUGCCGCCUCUGCGGAUUGGCUGA